AUGGCCAGAGGAGCAUGUCUGGUGCUUGUGCUCUUAGGUCUAUGCAGCACCUCCUCUGACAUCUCUGUGGAGUAUUCGUACAUCAGUGAGUUUAAAGCAUGGCCAGAAGCUCAGGAGUACUGCAGAAACGUCCAUAUUGACCUGGCCACCGUAGAGAACAUGAGGAAUAUGAGGAGUCUCUUAAAGACUGUAGACCCACAGUACAAGGGCCUGGUGUGGAUUGGGCUGGAGAGGGGAACAGAGCAACGCUGGCAGUGGUCUCUGUGGAACAGCUCUCAGCCCAUCACAUACACUAACUGGAGGGAAGGUGAACCUGAUGGCCAAGGAGACGGAUGUGGUUUUAAAUCUGACGGAAUAUGGACUGACAGAGACUGUUCCAUUAAGUCAGAGUUUAUUUGUUUUGAUGGUGAGUAA
Sardina pilchardus (European sardine) is the source of this 414-nucleotide messenger RNA. RefSeq names its product snaclec 5-like. NCBI's taxonomy places the organism in Eukaryota, Metazoa, Chordata, Actinopteri, Clupeiformes, Clupeidae. Bases 1 to 414 code for a protein of 137 amino acids. The transcript is spliced from 2 exons. The record is from RefSeq and is a predicted model, not a curated record.